Messenger RNA from Lodderomyces pseudojiufengensis, 4326 nucleotides. RefSeq names its product ubiquitin-protein ligase. Lineage: Eukaryota; Fungi; Ascomycota; Pichiomycetes; Serinales; Debaryomycetaceae. The transcript has a single exon. The record is from RefSeq and is a predicted model, not a curated record. Gene Ontology annotation, biological process: ribosome-associated ubiquitin-dependent protein catabolic process; rescue of stalled cytosolic ribosome. Gene Ontology annotation, molecular function: ribosomal large subunit binding; zinc ion binding; ubiquitin protein ligase activity. Gene Ontology annotation, cellular component: RQC complex; cytosol. Bases 1 to 4326 code for a protein of 1441 amino acids.
AUGUCCAACAUAGAUGACUUUGAAUUUACUGGUAACUUAGGCUAUAACGGUUUAGACGUUACGCUAAACUAUUUCACAAAUCAACCAGAUAUCACCAAAAUCACGAAUCCAGAUUUAAUUGUUAUUUUCAAAUCAUUAAGUAAAAAAGAUCCAAAGACCAAGGAAAAAGCUCUUCAAGAGUUAUUAUCAUUCAUUAAAGAUCAAGAUCCAAAAAUAUUUGAUGAUCCAAUUUUACAAUGUUGGGUUCAAUUGUAUCCCAAAAUAUCUAUAGAUAAUUCCAAGACAGUGAGAUCAUUAACUCAUCAAAUACAAGGUUCCCUUCUACAAUCAAUAGGUAGUAAAAAUUAUGGGAAAUAUUUAAAAACAACCAUUCCGAUAUGGUUAAUGGGAAUUUUUGAUCCAGAUAAAUCAGUAUCAAAUAUAGCUAGUUCAAAAUUAUUAGAAAAUUUUCAAGGUGAUCAAAGUAAAAUUGAUAAAAUUUGGGAAAUUUUUGAAGAUCAAAUUUUAAAUUUAGUUGGAACAAUUAUAAAUGUUGAACAACCUGAAACAAUAUCUGAUCCAAGGUAUACUAAUGAAUCAGAAGUUCAAAUUAAAUAUGAUCGAGUUUUAAAUAUUGCUUUGCAAAUUUUAUUAAAAUUAAUAAAAAAUUCAUCGAAAAAGACUUUAGAAAUCAAUACAAUUAUAGAACUGGACUCAAUUUGGCAAAGUUUGACAACCAGUGUGGAAGAGGAAACUAUGAAUUUAGGAUUAUUUAAAACUAUUUUGAUCUUAAUUUUAAGAAUAUUUAACAAUGAAAAAGUCGAAUUUGAUACGAAGUCGAUAUACAAACCUAUCGGCAAAUCAAUUUUGAAAAUUAAAUUUAGCAAACAGAAACCUGCUUUGAUUUACUCAUCAGUUAUAAUCCCAUUUUGGGAAGUGCUACUAAAUCUAACCCGUUUUGCAAUAAUUAAUAAAGAGAAGAAAAACUUUUGGGAGUAUAGUAGUAAAAGUCCACUGAGACUUAAGAGUUAUUUUGAAUUAGGUUGCUGUGAUCUGGAUCCCAAGUAUUUUGAAAUACUAUUUUCAUUAUUCAGAGAGAUAAGAGAUAACAAUAUUGAUGUUGUCACCUUUUCGAGUGAAAAAGAUUCUGAUUUUUAUAUCAACAACUUGUUAAUUCAAUACGAAAAGAUUCGUGAUAGUUUUAAACCGGGAUGUUUAAAGUGUUUACUAAAGUUUAUAUCAUUAUUUGAUUCUGAUGAAUUGCCGAAAGUAUUAGAGAAGGUGAUAGACAAUUUGAGUCGAAUAAGAAAUAAAUUAACUAGAAAUGAUAUUCAAAAUCAAAUUUGCGAUUAUGAAAAUUCAGAUAAAUUAUCUUCUGCCUUUGAAACAUUAAAUAAAGUCAUACAAACAUCUCCUGAUAAAUACACUGAAACUUUCAUAUCAAAUUAUUUUCAAAUUUUAAAAACUUCUGGAUUUGAAGAAAACAUUGAAGAUUUGAUUGAAGUUACAAUUACGAAAUGGGAGGAUAAGCAAAUAGAAGAUCCAAUAAUGUUGAACUACACAUUACCUUAUGUUGAGGUAAUGAAAAAAUUUGCACCAAGAAUGAAGGACGUUACAUACAAAAUAGUCAAUAAUGUGAAAGGUCAAAGUCUGUUUGACUUAAUCAAUACCAUCAAUAAGGAAAAUUUGUUACAACCACAAGACUUAUCAGAUUUGAUAAAUGAUGUCUAUGAUCAAUUUACGAUUAAUGAUGACAAAGAUUUCUUUUUGUCCAAAGUAGAAGUUGAUAUAGACGAGAGGAAAUAUCCAAAUAUUUACAAAUAUAUCCAAAACAAAUCUACCACUGAUACUCUUGAUCCAUCAUAUUUAAACAAAUUAAUAGAGAAAAGUGACACAAAAGCUUUGGAAUCAAUAAUAGAACAUCUCGACCUUGAUUCAUCAUUCGUUUUUAUGAAUACAAUCUCGAAUCAUUUGUCGCUCAUAAUUGACUUAAAUAUAGAUCAAAUUUUGCACACAGCUUGGAGCAACGUUGAUGAACUGAAACAAUUUUUAAAUUCACUAAAAGAAGACUAUCAAGAGAUUUAUUUUGAUUCAAUGAUUCGAUACUUGAGUUCAUGCUCCAUUCAAACCAAAUUGGAUUCUUUGGUUAAUUUUGUUAGAGAUGAUCUGUUACCAAUCGAUUUAAUAUUUGACACCUUCGGUUCAUCAAUAAAUAAUUUAUCACCUUUCGAAAUUGCGAUAUCCAACCCGUUAGACCUGGCUAUAUACUUAAGUGAUUACGGAUCGAAACCUUUGGUAGAGAUCAUACCCAUUUUAACUAAGUUUUUAUUCAAAGUGAAUAGCAACAAUGAGAAAUUACAAACAUUGAUGAUGGUUGGAAAGGAAUAUAUAAAAGAUUUUUUAUUUAUACAAAAUUUAAGUGAUGAAGUCGAAAAAGACUUACAAGAAAUUUUAAGUUCAUCACAUGAGGUACCAUUAGACAUCAUAUUGGGAGACAAAAAUCAACUUGUUGAAUUAACUGAUGGUAAUAGUCUUAUGGCAUUUUAUGCUGCACGAGUUCUAACCGAACAAGUCGAAAAUCAAACGGAGAGUAUGAGUUUAUCACAAUUCGAACUGACCACCAUCAAUUUGAACCAAUUGGUCAAGACGCCUUUCAAAUUUAUUGCUGUCAUCAACGGGUUUAAAAAAUUCAUACAUUCGAAAUUGUUUGAUCGUAUUAGAAAUUACGUCUUCUCCGAAAUUUUGGUUGUUAAAAAAGAAGAAGAUAUCUUGACAUUAGGCUUGAAAUGGAUUACAAUGAUUAUUCCGUUUAUGUCGAAUGACCAUAUUACUGAAGCUGAUAUCUUUCCAGUUGUUAAAUUAUCAAUGGUUUUGAAACAAAUCGAUAGUUGGUUUGACUCAUCAAUUUCGUACGAUGCUGCAUUUAUUGACAUGAGAAUUCAGGCAUUAAAGUUUUUAGCUCUUUUACCAAAUGUUCAGCGAAAUUUACCUGAUUCAUAUUAUGACUUAAUCAACAAAAUUUUGAGUGAUAACCUCGACAUGGCUGACGAUAGAAUUGACUUAAAAUAUUACACACUUAAAGCUUAUGUCAGUUUAGAUAAGGAGAAAGAAUAUUUGGAAAAUCAAGAUGAAAGGUUGCUCGAAAUAUUUACCAACACUACUGAAGCGAAUGUUCACAUUUCCUACAUAGUAGAGGAAGUUUUGAAAAAAGCACUUAUACAAUCAAAAAUUCCAAUCAGUACACUAAAAUCAAAUCAACCACAAAUUCUUCAAUUAUUUUCAAAAAGUUCAUCAAUCACUGUUCAAAGGCUAUGUGUGUUUUUCUUAUCUCAAAUAUAUGAAAAUGAGAAAGAUGAUUUUAUUGUUGAGUAUCAAUUAUCGAAAGAUGAAAAUAAGAAAGCUCAGUUACCAUCAGAACUUUUGCAAAUUAUAGCUGAAUUUAAAAUUGAGGAAAAUCAUCAACUUUCAAGGUACAUGCUUUCGUGGUUAUUAAUAUCAAGUUUCUUCAAAGACAUUACUAUAUCUAUUCGUAAUAGUUACUUGAAUCAAAUAUUGGAACACAAAGACCUUCAAAAUUUGCUUUACUUGAUAUUCGAGCAUAUUGAUAUAAAUAACAAAUUUAUGUUGCCUUUACCAACUCAAGAUUUUUCGCAUUAUGAUAUCAUCCGAACGGAUUAUCACGACUUAGAUUAUAAUUUAAAGUUAAUUGGAUUGAACAUAUACUAUAAUUUUUUAAGAUAUAGUGGAUUUCAAGUUCAAAUGUGGUUUCAAGAAAUAAGGGAUAGACAAUUACAAAUGAAGGUUGAAAAACUUACAACGCAAUAUUUAUCACCACCAAUUAUAAAUGAAAUUCUUCAACUGGUAGAUGAUGAGAAAGAUAAAUUACAAGGUAAGGAAGAUAAUUUAACUAUCAAAGUUAAUUUUGUAUCAAAUGAAAUUAAAACUACGUACAUUGUUGAUGAACAAAAAUUGGAAAUGGUUAUAAAAAUUCCUGUGCUUUACCCAUUGGAAAAUGUUAUACUUGAUGGACCUUCCAGAGUAGGUGUAAAAGAAAAUAGAUGGAAAGCUUGGAUACUAGCAUCUCAAAAGAUAUUAACUUUACAAAAUGGAUCCAUAAUUGAUUCAAUUGAACUAUUUUGUAAAAACAUUAAUUUACAUUUUUCAGGAUUUGAGGAUUGUGCAAUUUGUUAUUCAAUUUUACACCAAGACUUAUCAUUACCUUCAAAGACAUGUCAAACUUGUAAUAAUAAAUUCCACGCUGCUUGUUUAUACAAAUGGUUCAAGAGUUCAGGAAAUUCCACUUGUCCAUUAUGUCGUUCGGCAUUUAAUUUCAAAUAUAGAGGCUAG